AUGCUAUUGGACAUGCUUGAGUAUGCACACCACCAUCCUCUGGCCGACCACACAAAUCUUCUCGUUGCUUCAAAAGACGUGCCAGAGCAAAACACUGAGCUGUUCAGUGUGAUGCAAGCUUUGAAGAAGAGAGGUUACAGAGUUUUCUUUGUAGUGCCUGAUGAUUUACCAGAAUCGAAAUUGCCAUCUAGUGAUACUGCAAGCUUAAUAUGGCGUUGGACAAUUCUAUUUGAUGGAGAUGAACCUCUUGACAAUGGUUCUGAGUCCGAAGAAGAUUCGGAUACGGAUUGUGAAGAGGAAAGCAGCUCACAAGUUCCCCAGAAACGUCAGAACACAAAGUGUUGUGGAGGAAGAGGUUCGUGA
Microthlaspi erraticum is the source of this 363-nucleotide messenger RNA. Lineage: Eukaryota; Viridiplantae; Streptophyta; Magnoliopsida; Brassicales; Brassicaceae. The record is from the annotation of a GenBank genome assembly.